AUGCUGCUUAUCGCCUUCUCGUUGCUCCUGACGCCUGUGAUCGCCAAAUUCAGCGUGUACACCAUGGUAUCGGCGUCCUUGACGUGGUCAAUUAGCAGUGCUUCCUACUAUCAAGGGGGGCGGGGCGGCGGACUUCUACACGGACGACGCGGCGGCCUACCCCGAGGGGCCACACUUCUCCGCCAUGUACUACAACUCCGUGCUCGGGACGGUGGGCACCGUGAUGUCACUUGCGGGCAUCGUGACGUACAACCGGUACCUGAGCCACUGGUCCUACCGGAGCCUGCUGGUGGCCGCCAACCUCGCAGUGGUCUUCUUCAGCCAGCUGGACGUGCUGAUGUUUGCCCGCGUGAACGUGCACCUGGGAAUAUCCGACUACGCCUUUGUGCUCGGCGCCAGCUGCAUCGAGAGCGUCAUCUACAACUGGCAGUGGAUGCCCUCGGUGGUAAUCUUGUCCAUGGGGCCCCGAUCGAGGGCAUGGAGUCGACUCUCUACGCGCUGCUCGCCGGGUGCUACAACUUCGGGUCGACCGUGGGGAGCAACUGCGGGGCCCUCCUCCUCGAGUCCUUCGGCGUGAACCCGAGCGGCGCCGAGGCCGAGUCGGACGAGUUCCAGAACCUGUGGAAGGCCGCCCUUGUCGUGUCCGUCCUCCCGCUGCUGACCGUGGCGCUGAUAUUCGCGCUCGUCCCCGCGGCCUCGCAGUCCGAAAGCCUCGUGGGCGCCUCGGCCACAGAGGGCUCGCUGCUGCAGCAGUGGCUCGCGCCGCGCGAGGGGGCGGCGGGCGCGCGCGCCCCGUAG
Prorocentrum cordatum is the source of this 798-nucleotide messenger RNA. NCBI's taxonomy places the organism in Eukaryota, Dinophyceae, Prorocentrales, Prorocentraceae. The record is from the annotation of a GenBank genome assembly.